AUGCCGACCUUCUCUCUUCUUUUUCUCUCACUCUCUCUCUCUCUCACUCCUUCCACACACACCCAACCUAACCCCCAGCAUGUCCGAACAGCACCCCAAAAAACCAGAAGCCCGGCCCGCAGGCGCGCCUCCAAACCGCAACGACGUCUUCAACCCCACCGACGACAAGCAGAAGCGCGACGCCGCCAGCGCAGACGAAGGGAAGAUCUCCAUCUGGGACGCGCUGAAGGACAAGGGAAACGCGGCGCGGCGCAAGAGUAUGCAGUUCCUGGGUCUGGACGCAGCGGGGAAAAGAGACGGCGGAAAAGAGCAAUGAAGGCGAAGUAA
Messenger RNA from Ascochyta rabiei, 327 nucleotides. RefSeq lists its product as uncharacterized. The record is from RefSeq and is a predicted model, not a curated record. The coding region runs from base 1 to 327 and encodes 108 amino acids. Lineage: Eukaryota; Fungi; Ascomycota; Dothideomycetes; Pleosporales; Didymellaceae. The transcript has a single exon.